AUGAAUGGCGAUACACUUAUACCGGCAGUACUAAAUUAUUCACAUAUCAGCACUCUAUUCGAAAAUGAUCGACAUUUUUCUCAUUUGGCCGAUUUUGAACGUGAAAUGGCUUAUCGGACAGAAAUGGGAUUAUACUAUUCAUUUUAUAAAAAGCUGAUCAGUGAACCAUCUUUUUUGGAAACGCUGAAUCAAAUAACGAACGAUAACGUAACAGAAUAUGGUCAUACUAUUAAUACAUUGAAGCGUUUCAACCUUUAUCCUGAGGUAAUUUUAGGUAUAGCUUUCAAAUUAUUCAAGAAAAUAGCUAAUGAAAAUCACUGGGUAUUGGAACAAUGCUGGCAAGUCAAACGGGGUGACCAGCUGCCACCUGCGAUCAGCUGUGAAGGAAUCGGUAAUGAGCAUUAUUUUUAUAUCACCAUGGUUUUCGCCUUGGCGAGCACGGUAGCUUCAACGAUAUUUUUAUUUGGAGUUUUGCUCAGUGACACUGUAUUAGGUGGCAUUCUUGCAGUCUGUUGUUUUUUUUUCAAUCAUGGACAAGCCACGAGAGUACAGUGGACUCCUCCACUUCGCGAAUCCUUUGGCUACCCCGUCUUUCUAGCCCAGAUACUUGUUAUCACUUAUGUACUAAGAUAUAUUAAAAAUGGAUUCUUGUGGUCUAUUCUCAUCGCUUAUCUCACAACUAUAUUUAUGCUUUUUUGGCAGUUCUCCGCAUUUGCACUCACCACUCAGCUGGGAUCAAUUUUCGCCACUUUUAUCCUUGAUUUUGUUCCAGUCAAGACCAUGAAUACUAUUGUAUACGGUCAUGCGAUUGCAUUUUUUACUUCAUUUAUGCUGCUAUUCGGUAAUGAAAUGCUGCUUACAUCAUUCUAUUUAUCCAGCAUUAUUACCUUGUGGAUCAUUUUAUCUCUGGAUCGCUACUUAUAUCGUAUCAUCAAUCGGCUAUUGUAUAUAGUUGUGAAUAGCACACUGUAUAUUGCUGGUACUGUAGGUAUCAAAUUAAUUAUAAGUCACCUGAUGCAUGUGGAAGAUGAUGCCCAUAUAAUGGAUCUUCUUCGUGCCAAAUUUACGUCGUUUGCAAAUUUUCAUACACGUUUAUACACAUGCGCUAAAGAAUUCGACUUUAUUGGAAGCGAGGAUCUGACAGAUCUUAUGAGAACUCUUAUGUUGCCAGCUGCAGCUUUAUCAGUUUUACUCGUUUUCAUGUUUUUUGUGCAGUAUGAGCCAUUGACGUACCGGGAUAAAAUUCGAAACAAACCAUGUGCGGAGAUCAUUUACAAUGUUAUCCAGUGUAUUUGUUUCAUCAUCAUGGCCUGCCUUAUCAUGCGGUUAAAAUUAUUCAUGACCCCUCAUUUAUGUAUUAUUAUUACAGUUCUAGUUAAUUAUGAGUUCGUUGUACACGCUGUGCAUUUCAAUAUGUCAGGAUGGAUGCAUCGAAUUUUAGUUGUUGUAUUAUUAGCAGCUAUGGCUUAUCAGGGAGUAAUCAAUAUUCAAAAACAGUGGGAAAUUCAGGGAGAAUAUAGUAAUCCUGACCAAGAAGCACUUUUUGAUUGGAUAUCUCGUAAAACAAAAUCAGAUUCUGUUUUUGCUGGUCCUAUGUCAGUUAUGGCUAAUGUCAAAUUGUCUACCGGAAGACCGAUCGUGAACCAUCCUCAUUAUGAAGAUGCUGGAUUGAGAUCUCGGACGCUUAAGGUCUACUCGUUAUUUAGCCGGAAACCUUUAAGAGAAGUUUACGAUACUUUGAAAGAAAUGGGUAUCGACUAUUACAUUUUUCAGCCAAAUUGGUGUGAUUCACAUGUGACAGUGUCGGAAUGUAGCUAUCGAGCAAUAUGGGAUUUACAAGAUCCCACCAAUCGGGAGCGUGAAUCGUUAUGUGAUGUAAUUUUGGAUGUACUGAAUGGACGUCGUAUUGGAGCCCUUGCACCGUUCAAGAUUGUCUAUAGUGCUAGGAGCUAUGUCAUUUUUGAACUUUAAACAUUUUUGAAUUCGAGCGUUUGUUUGUUCAGUUAGCGUACGGUUUACUACUUACAGCGAAUUCAAUUCUUCUCUUUUUCUACAAUCACUGGAUCUUGCUUCUUGAAUUCUUUUAAAGCAAAUAUUGAUUUGGUUUAUUUAUUUAUGACUGCAUAGUAUUUUUCCAAUUUGUAAUAUUAGUCUUUGUUUUGACGUUUUUUUCUCUUCUACUCCUGGAUGUUUCAGUCACGAGGAUUACUUUUUUUCAUAAGUACACUACUGCUGCAUUGGUUGUGUCCUUGCUUGGGUGAGUAGUAAAUGAGAGCAAUUUUGAUCAGCU
Loa loa (African eye worm) is the source of this 2290-nucleotide messenger RNA. RefSeq names its product dumpy-19. NCBI's taxonomy places the organism in Eukaryota, Metazoa, Nematoda, Chromadorea, Rhabditida, Onchocercidae. The record is from RefSeq and is a predicted model, not a curated record. The transcript has 17 exons. Gene Ontology annotation, molecular function: mannosyltransferase activity. Gene Ontology annotation, cellular component: nuclear inner membrane. The coding region runs from base 1 to 1971 and encodes 656 amino acids.